Messenger RNA from Vitrella brassicaformis, 2423 nucleotides. NCBI's taxonomy places the organism in Eukaryota, Vitrellaceae. The record is from the annotation of a GenBank genome assembly.
CUUCUCUUUUCCUUCCGCGUACAGCAUGCGAAACGACGAGCUUGACCGGCUGAAUCACCAGCUCGACGCCCUCCAAGGAAUGGUGUUCAUGCAGACAGACCAACUGGCGGUUGUCAGUGAGGAGAAAAAGUUCCAUCCCCUCACCGCCCCGCUGCCGAGGCCCCUGCUGAAGGUACCGUCCCGCGAAGCUGCUGCUGCCAGAGAGGAACCCGGGAGCGUCGAAGACAAGAAGCAGCAGACACAGGUGAAUCCUCCCUUGAUUAAUGGCAGAAGGUGUUCAUUGCUGUGCAUGGUUGCCUGAUGCCUGCAGGUGCCGUUUCCCUUUUCGUCCUAUCCCCCUUACGCAUCGAUUGCCCCGAGUGUGUGCAGUGGUCAUUCGGAGGAGCUGGAGAAGCUGCGGCGGCUCGCUGAGGUGCAGGAGUCACAACUAAAUGCACUCAGACACACACUCAGGUCAGAAAGAGAAGAGACCCAUUCGACCCAUGCACCUCUGUGUGUGCGUGUGCUGCGCUGCCCAGGCGUCGUGAGGCUGAGAUUUCGUCAAUGUACGACUCCCACCGUGCUGCUCGCGAGGACACCUCAGAGACGCAGACGCAGCAGGACAAGCGGCAAACACCUCCUGCUGCCACAACUGUCGAUGAAGACACACAGAAGCAAAUCGACAGCAUGCAGGUGCGCCGGUCGUUCCGAUCUCACUGUGUCUGCGCCCUCUGGAUGUCUGGAUGUCAGCAUGAGAUUGACAAGAGGGACCGGAUCAUCAGCUUUCUCCACAAAGACAUGCAGGAGCUCCGAUCCGCCAAUGAGACACUCUCUCAGGAGAUGCAUGCCGCCAGACCAGCAGCGAGAGACGCCGGCGCUAAGGAGGACAACGGGAGACAGGACGGGACUGUGCCGUCUCUUGUGGUUGUGAACAACCCGCAAAAUCCUGCGACGCAGGUGUGGACGGAAGAGCGUGCUGCCGAUCGGUGUCUCGGUCCCUUGUCUGCUCUCUGCAUGUUGUCUCUGCUCUGCUAGUGGGUGGUGGUUGAUGGGGUCAACAUCGAUGUGGAUCUCAAGGACGAUACCUCAAGGGUGACCUUCCUCCUUGGCCAUCUCCACCAAGCCAUCGACAAAUUCUGCCGCUCGCAGACCCUCAUACACCAGCUGGAGGCAGCAACCGCGACGAAAGACAACGAGCUGGCAGCCACGCGGUGAGAAGGAAGAGGGCAGAGACACAUUCACGUCGAGAGAGACAUGGUGUGCUGUGGUUCUGUGUGUGGACAGUAAAGCCAUCAGAGAGCUGGAGGCACAGGUGGAGUCCGCAAGGAAACAGCUGGAAGACGAGCGCCUCGAGCGCACACUAGUGGUCAGCCAAGCCAACUUGCAAAAAAUGCUCACCACCUCUCCCUCUCCCCUCUCCCCCUCUGUCUUUAGGACCGUGAACUGCUAGAGGCCCGGAAGCGUCUCACAGAGAGCGACAACGUGGCCUACAACAGGACCCGCGAACUCAAGCUGGAACUGGAGCGGGAGAGGCGGGGGCAGGUGCAGGAGCUGGAGAGCCUCUACGCCGCCAAGAGAGAGGAGGCCGACAGGGAGCGGGCGGCAAGGGCGGAUAUCGCAUCCGGCCUGGAGCAGGCACAGCUGCAGGUGAGUGACCUGAGCUCCUCACUGCAGCUCGAGAGGGCCAAGGUCAAGUCGUUGGAGGAGCAGAUCGGUCGCUUGCAGUACUGGGCGGCGCACAACAGACAGGUAUCUGGCGUGCUGUGCGUGUGGUGGGACAAACGGCCCUGUGUUGUAUCCCAAUGGCCUGAUCAGGUUUUGGCAUUUGCCGGGUUCGAAGAGACGGAGUCAGCGCUCAGACACCAGCUCAGAUCCACAAUGGUAAGCGAUGCUGAACUGCACCUUGCCCUGUCCGACCGACAAGGCUCAGACAGGCAGGCAGCCAGGCGUCCGUGUCUGAUGCAUCAAUGCUGUGUGUUGUGUAGGCUGAGUGCGAGACCCUGAGGGACCAGCUGCAGAACAGCCGCAGGUCCCCCAUGUCGCCCGUGUCCGUGUGCUCCUCUCCAAUGCCAGCAGCUGCCUCGCCCAGCAGCAGUGAUGCAUUACACCGGCCCUCGCCCUCCCACGCCCUCUCUCUCGCGUCGCCAUACCGCGCACACGAGACACAUCGACCCAUCCCGUCGCUUGCCACACACGGCGCGCCCUUCCUCUACCGCACCGCCCCUCCGACGGCCUCUGCUCGUGACAUCAAGGUAUGUGGUGUGUGAGACACGGAGGCCAAGGAAGCUUGAAGCGUGUGGGUUGGUGGCUGUGUUGCUGCCUGCAGGCGUGGCGUGCAGAGCUUUCGACCAGUGCGGAGCCGCCUACGUUUCGAGAGGGACAGCGGGCGAUGGACUAUUGAAUGGCUGACUCCCGCCAGUUCUGAUGCCAUAUGCCAUGUGGUG